Molecule: messenger RNA, 888 nt
Organism: Enterobius vermicularis (human pinworm)
Lineage: Eukaryota; Metazoa; Nematoda; Chromadorea; Rhabditida; Oxyuridae
Source: the annotation of a GenBank genome assembly
AUGCUUGGUAAUGCUGAAUCUAUUGGAAAUCUAUUGGAUGACCGGAAGGAAAAGGAGAUGCUAAAAGAGUCUUUUUUAAAGGAAAGUGCUCCGCAUUUGCAGGUACCUCGUAAUGCUGCUCUUGUUAGCUCUAUCAGUACCACUUUUUAUAUCGGUAUCAGGUUAGAAAACGAAUUUAACGGAGCAGCUUAUCGGAUAUUCGAAGAUUAUGCCGGCGAGCAAUUAGCUGUACAGAAUGUGCUAAUUUACAUCCGGCAUAAUAUGGCAACGCAUUAUCAUUGCGACGUGGAAUCAGAAUUGCUAAAAAAAUAUCGACCAAGCCUAGUUUAUAGACCACAAAAUAGAGUCGUCUAUUUGGUGGAUAAUCUAAUUGGUAGUCCAGAUGAACGGGAUCCAAGUAUCAAGUUGCAAAUGAGGCCACAACGAAUACAGUUGGCUAUAAAACCAAUAUUGUUAUUAUUAUUAUUAUUAUUAUUAUUAUUAUUAUUAUAUUAUUAUUAUUAUUAUUAUUAUUAUUAUUAUUAUUUUUCCUAUUUUGUUGCAAACCUAGGUGGUAACGAGUCGCUAUCAAUUGGUGCAUUUGGAUACGAAGGAGUCAACGCAUUAUACAUCAAGGAACUUUGUGGUUGUGAAUGUGAAGAAUUGGAUGAACUAAUGUUUUUGCUGCUGUUGCCAAGAGGUUUCCUGUCUCGAACUUGUAAUCGACAUGGAGACCUAAACUGUGGUGAAUGUGUUUGUCGCGAAGGUUACGGUGGUAAUCGUUGUCAGUGCCCGCUGAAUGGCGGAACCAAAGAAGAUCUGUUGAACUUUUGUAGAAAUAACCUGAAAUUCAAUGGUAUUAAUUUAAAGUUGAUAGAACGAUUAAACUGCAAGCAAAAUAAUGGUUAA